UCUUAAAAUCCAACACAAAAACAAUAAUAAACAAAGUUUUCAAAACAAAGCGGAUUUUUUUAAAUAAUUCAUUUAAUAAAUUGAAAUAAAAUAAUGCUAAAGAAAAAAAUAGCCAGAAAGGCAACUAACAAACAGGUUGCCAAUGAAGAGACUUUACCAGAUCCCAACAAUAAUAACAAAUUGAUUAAAACUUCUAAUUUUUUUAACACACCUUUGUGGCAAAAAGUCUACAAUUUAGAAUGUGAACUAAAUGAAAAUCUGUGCCAUUACCAAACUGGAAACGAAAUAACACAUAUUUACAAUCCCAUUGAGUAUGCUGCCCAACUUCACUGUGAAUACCUAAGACAUUAUUUGAAAGGCACGAAGAUUUUAUUGUUUAUUGGUAUGAAUCCAGGACACGAUGGUAUGGGACAGACGGGGAUACCCUUCGGCAACAUUACUACCGUUAGAGAUAUAAUGGGACUAACUGGCACUGUUAACCAACCGCCAGCGAUUCAUCCUAAGAGGCCUGUUAAAGGUUUAGCAAGUACACGCGAAGAACCAAGUGGUAAACGGUUAUGGACAUUAUUUAAAGAACUAUCAAACGGAUCUCUCGAUACUUUCUUUAAACAAUGUUUUGUUCAUAAUUUUUGCCCGCUAGUCUUUUUCAAUAGCAAUGGCAAUAAUAUUACUCCUAGUGAAUUAAAAGGACCUUAUAAGCAACAAAUUCGCAAUGAAUGUUUACGUACUACCGAACAAGUAUUACAAUUAAUACAACCAAAAAUUAUUGUAGCCAUUGGGAAUUAUGUAUAUGAUACUCUGAAAGCAUCAGAAUAUUGCAAAAGUAAACAUCUAUUACGUCUAGCUCAUCCCAGUCCAAGAUCACUUAAUAAUAAUAAUUGGCCAGAGAAAGCUGAGAAAUUUUUGGCCGAAGAGGAUUUAUUGAAGUAUUUGAGAAACGAAUAAAUCACAAAUUGAAGAGCAUUUACUAAAAGUAUCUCAGAAGUGCAUCAUAAAUUUAAGCAACUUAUAGUUUAUAAGUUUUUUAGGCAAUUUGUUAUGCAUAUAAAUAAGCUGGACUUAUUAUAUUUUAUUUUUUUAAUUUCAUUUCAUAAAAAAAGAAACUGAAAAUAAAUAACUAUAAUCCAGUAUAAUCUAUAAUCCAGACAAAAAAAGUAUAAAUAAUUAGUCGGGCAUAUCCGACAAUAGGAAACCCUACACCAGUCAGUAUGUUAAAAAUAUGGAUUAUUUUUAAAUAAUAAAGUAUUUAAUUUAUUUUAAACUUAAUUCCGAAA
This is a messenger RNA of Lucilia cuprina (Australian sheep blowfly), 1274 nucleotides long. It is a transcript of the gene Smug, whose product is annotated as single-strand selective monofunctional uracil DNA glycosylase. The transcript has 2 exons. The coding region runs from base 94 to 945 and encodes 283 amino acids. Gene Ontology annotation, biological process: base-excision repair. Gene Ontology annotation, molecular function: single-strand selective uracil DNA N-glycosylase activity; oxidized pyrimidine nucleobase lesion DNA N-glycosylase activity. The record is from RefSeq and is a predicted model, not a curated record. Lineage: Eukaryota; Metazoa; Arthropoda; Insecta; Diptera; Calliphoridae.